Messenger RNA from Chelmon rostratus (copperband butterflyfish), 895 nucleotides. It is a transcript of the gene aicda, whose product is annotated as activation-induced cytidine deaminase. Gene Ontology annotation, biological process: cytidine to uridine editing. The record is from RefSeq and is a predicted model, not a curated record. Lineage: Eukaryota; Metazoa; Chordata; Actinopteri; Chaetodontiformes; Chaetodontidae. Bases 99 to 734 code for a protein of 211 amino acids. The transcript is spliced from 5 exons. Gene Ontology annotation, cellular component: cytoplasm; nucleus. Gene Ontology annotation, molecular function: zinc ion binding; RNA binding; cytidine deaminase activity.
CACACACACUCACACACACACACACUUUCGCUUUUUCUCAUUUACCUUCAUUGAUUGCCCACGCCUGCUGAGUGACAAAGCAAAGCGCGUCUUUCAAAAUGAUUACAAAGCUAGACAGUGUGCUUUUGCCCCGAAAAAAGUUCAUCUACCAUUACAAGAAUGUGCGCUGGGCCAGGGGCCGGCAUGAGACAUACCUCUGCUUUGUAGUGAAGAGGCGAGUGGGGCCAGACACCUUAACUUUCGACUUCGGACACCUCCGCAAUCGCAAUGGCUGCCAUGUGGAGUUGCUGUUCCUGCGCUACAUCGGGGCUUUGUGCCCUGGUUUGUGGGGGUUUGGAGGUGCUGGAGAGAGGAGGCUCAGUUACUCCAUCACCUGGUUCUGCUCCUGGUCUCCCUGUGCCAACUGCUCCAUGAGACUGUGCCAGUUCCUCAGCCAGACGCCCAACCUUCGCCUCAGGAUCUUCGUCUCUCGCCUUUAUUUCUGUGACAUGGAGGACAGCCGUGAAAGAGAGGGCCUAAGAAUGUUGAAAAAGGCCGGCGUGCAGAUCACAGUCAUGAGUUACAAAGAUUUCUUCUAUUGCUGGCAGACCUUUGUGGCUCGUAAGCAGAGCAACUUCAAGGCCUGGGAAGAGCUGCACCAAAACUCUGUACGCCUUGCCAGAAAACUCACCCGCAUCCUCCAGCCCUGUGAAACAGAAGAUUUAAGAGAUGCCUUCAAGCUCCUUGGACUGUGAAACAUAACUGUCACCUCAUCCAUUAAGUGUAUCAUUAAGUGUAUCAUUAAGUGUAUUGAGAAAAUACAUGUUGGGGUUUGUCCAUCACUACAACUGCUAAACUGAGAAAUAACAAAAACUGAGAAAAAUAGCUUUCUUGCAGCAAGGCUUAUGACAUUAGA